Messenger RNA from Asparagus officinalis (garden asparagus), 1291 nucleotides. Its product is annotated as putative F-box protein At1g50870. NCBI's taxonomy places the organism in Eukaryota, Viridiplantae, Streptophyta, Magnoliopsida, Asparagales, Asparagaceae. The transcript has a single exon. Gene Ontology annotation, molecular function: protein binding. Bases 85 to 1206 code for a protein of 373 amino acids. The record is from RefSeq and is a predicted model, not a curated record.
UUUAAAAGUUCAUAGAUUUCUAAGGUAGCCUUUUAAUUGUCCUUGCUGCUUGGUUUCUCUUGCCGUAUUGGAAUUUUGUUGAUUAUGACAGCAAGUGACACGAAUAUAGUUCUCCCCUCUGAAAUCAUAUAUGAUAUCCUUUUGAAGCUUCAUGUCAAGACUCUCGCCAGAUUCCGCUGCGUCUGCAAAUCAUGGCAAGCUCUGAUCUCCGACCCCAUCUUCAUCGAAUCCCAUCAUCGUCGAUCCAAGCAAAACCCUCUCGUCCUACUUUCCCGCCGCUGUCAUCCCGGCGGAGGCCUCCGCUGGUUCUCCACGCACGGCGAUGCAAAAGAAUUCGUGUCCAUGAAUCCUCAACCUAAUAAUCGCCUUGUCACGUUGCCUACUUAUCUCGAUCUCGUCUGCGUGUAUGACUCUAGCAGAAUCUACCUUUGCAAUCCCUCAAUUGAACAACUAGUCUGUCUGCCCGUAGAAUCUCCAGUAUACAAAUCAUCCUUCCAUCAGCAUCAUGUUGGGCUGGGGUACAUCUCUUCCAUAAAAAAGCACAAACUUCUUCGCAUAAUUAGCCCCGACAGAGACAGUGCUGAACAUGGUAUGGACCGUCACUGUGAGGUCUUCACAGUGGGCGCCAAAAACAGUCGUUGGGGAACAGUAGCGAACCCUCCAUAUAAAAUCGUCGCCCAUGCAGCUUGUGUCGAUGGAGUCAUUUACAUGCUACCACAUUAUCUCGGGCUCCAGCCUUUUAUUCCCAGAGUAUGUUGCUUUGAUCUUGAGAAAGAAAAGUGGUCUGAGCUUCAGACUCCAUGUCAAAUCCAUCCUGAUAAUAUCGUACACAUAUGCUUCGUGAGGAAGGUUGUAGAAGAGUGCCUAUGUUUGGUCGACUUUGGUUUGAGUGCCUUACACCGAAUGGACGUGUGGUUUCUAUCAGACAGAAACAAGAGCUCGUGGGUGAGAGAGUGCCACAUUGACAUUUCCUCGCUGAGUAGCGUUCGACAUGUGAUAAUGUCGGUUUUUCCUCUUGCCGUAGACGAAGAUGGGAGAAUUCUUUUAAGGAACUUAAGUCCUCGUGGAAACGAGUUGUGGUACUAUGACCCAAAGGCAAAAAAAUUUCAAGAGUUUGUACCCUGUAAGAAGCUAGGAGAAUUGUUUUUCGAAAGCUUCUAUGUCGAAAGUUUCAUGUCCUUGAUAGAUAGCGAGACAGUGGCCUAACUAGGGGCGCCGCGUUAUAGUAGCGAGGGAUGUACUAAGAUUUUUAGACUUUUCCAUGAUCUCGUUUGAUCUCUAUUCAUUUUGA